Messenger RNA from Molossus molossus (Pallas's mastiff bat), 2778 nucleotides. RefSeq names its product maestro heat-like repeat family member 5. The record is from RefSeq and is a predicted model, not a curated record. The coding region runs from base 1 to 2778 and encodes 925 amino acids. Lineage: Eukaryota; Metazoa; Chordata; Mammalia; Chiroptera; Molossidae. The transcript has 22 exons. Gene Ontology annotation, cellular component: cytoplasm.
AUGGAGGUGGUGUGGGCCAUGAUGGAGCAGCUGGGCCACACCAGGGUCCUGAGGUCCUCCUGCACACCUCCAGACAGCUCUGCCCCGCCCUCCUGCCCGCAGCAUCCGGACCCCAGCGCGCACGGGAACUGGGUGAGCAGCACCUCCCUGCUCUGCUACGGGCAGAUGGCCCUGCACGCCGGUGGCCAGAUCCUGCCCUGGGUGGACAACAUCAUCUCCAGGAUGGUGUACUACUACUCCCGCAGCAGCCACGACACGGCCCUGAACAGGAGCUUCCUUUCGGCGGCUGCCAUGCUCACGAAGGUGCUCAGGUGGGAGAGCAGCACCCAGAGCUACAAGUUCACUCAGAUUCCAGAGCUGAUCCAAGGUCUGCUGUGCACCCUUCAGGAGGAGCCCAACUGCCUGGCCACCCUCUUCCGGCCCAAGGUCAUCUCGGUCAUUGCAGGGCUCAGCAGCCUGAGGCCCAGCCUCAAGCCCAUGGUCAAGUCCAGGAUCCUGCAGACCUGCUUCCAGAGCCUGUACCAGCUCCCACCCAUGGAGACAAUGAAGAGAUGCUCACCUUCACUAGAGUCGGCCCCAGACGUGCUGUACCAGAAGUCCACGGAGGCACUCAACCUGCUUCUCCAGACCUUCAUUUCUGAGAACAAGAGCAUGGACGAGGUCUGCUUCCUGCUGCAGCACACAGAGCCCUGGCUGAAGUCGGACCAGAGCCACGAGCGCCAGCGCGCGGUGCAGUCCAUCUUCUUGCUUCUGAAGUGCAUGGUGGACUACAUGGGGCUCACGGAGGACGCCACGCCCUCCAUGCUGGGUCACCAGGUGGGCCUGCUGAUGCUGCUAUGGCGAGACAAGGACGAGGCCACCAAGAACCACUCCUGCCAGUGUGUCUGCCUCCUCCUCCAGCUCCUACUCCGGCAGAAAGGGAGCCUGAAAGAGUUCACGUAUCUAAAUAAAAUGAAGAAUUCUGAAGCAAGGACCCUCAGAGAAUCGGAGAUGAAGUUCUACCAUUUGGUGCAGGCCCUGGAUGAGAACCUGACUGUGGCCCAGCACACGAUGCUCAUCCUCACCCUCCUGCAUGGGCUCUGCAGCCCCAACCACGUGUGCUGCGACCUGGCUUCUCACCUCCUCCUGAUGGUCUUUGAGGACGGCAGUGUCAAGGCGGAGCAGAUGGCUGAGAUCCUGCAGGGCCUGUUCCGGGAGAUACCCUGCAUCAUCUUCAAGGACAUCCUGCAGACCGUGAUGAAGGCGGUAACAGUGUUGGGGACCCAGCACACCCAGGAGACAGUUGAGGUGAUGCUGUCCCUGUGCCACCCCUCAGAGAGGCAGGUGGUACCCCUGUGGAAGGCCCUGGCCAGCAACAACCAGCUGGCCCGCAAGGUCAUCACCCUGCUGUAUGUGAAGCUGAAGCUGCGGCCGCCCCAGCUGCUCAUCAGGCUGUCGGAGCAGGUGGAGCUUGUGUCAGUGCUGGCCCUGGACACUAUUUACGAACUCCUCUACAUCAAAGAGUACAAGGCCAUAGUGCGCUGGGCCUUUGCGGGGAUCCUUCUGGGCCUGCUCACGCAGCUGUACUACCUGUUUGAGCUGGGCAUGGUCAAGGACGCGGCAGACUCCCAGGAGGACGUCCUGGACAUGAAGCGCCUGGGCCCCUGCAGCACAUGCCUGGAGGCCCUGAAGGGUCUCUUCUGGACCACCAACUACUGGGAGGUGUUCGCCUACCUCAAGUUGCAGAGGGGCUGGGAGCUCUUUGAGCACCUGGAAACCUACACAGAGGGGGUGACUCUCUUGGCCAGGGCCAUGGUGCACUAUGACUGUGAGAUCAAGGCCACCCUGGGGCAGGCAAUCAUCGCCCUGAAGAGCUCUGAGGAACGAGAGAACAUCGUGGCCAUCCUCAUCAUCACAGAGUUUCUCAACAGUCAAGAGGUCACCCAGUACAUGUCUCGGAAAGCCAUACACAGCAUCCUGAGCCUGGGCCUGAGCAACUCCAACCAGAUGGUGCGGGCCAUGAGCCUGAUGGGGCUCGGCAGCAUCCUGAUGGAGCCUCAGAAGGUGGUCCUGCUCCGGAACAGGCUGGCCGGGCUCCUGGACAGCUUCCAGAAGCCCGAGCCCAAGAGCCUCGUGGGCCUGAUGGAGAUCGUGGGCGACAUCCUGCACUGCCUGGGCCACAACGGCAUCGGCGCCGUCAGCCUCAAGAUCGCCCAGCUCCUGCUGCCGCUCUUCGAGGACGAGCAGGAAGACGUGCGUGGAGGAGCCAUCUCCCUGUACGGAGACGUCAUCCACAGCGGUGGCAGGAAGUUCCAGCAGGGGCUCAAGAGCCACGCCUUCCAGUCCCUGGUGCCGCUGCUCCUCCACCUGGCUGACUCCUGCCCCGAAGUGGUCAUGAAGACCAAGCUCACCUUCCUGCGCUGCGCCAUCUUGCUCAAGUGGGAGUUCCGGAAGCAGCUGUUCAGCAAGUUGGCGUGGGGCCAAGGCCUGGGUGCUGAAAAUGAUAUUUUUAUGUGCAUGGUGGAGAGCAACUUCGGCAGGUGUCACCAGUUUCUCAUGCAGGCCUCUGUCUACCUGAGGAGCCCCCACAAGAACCUGAAGCUGACGGCCAUGAAGUUCAUCGGGGGCAUCCUGCAGGACUACUUCACCAACCUCUGCUUCUACUUGAAGAAGGGCGACGUGAAGUUCUUCAGGAAACAGUUCGAGGUGCUCAGGCAGGAGCAGGACUCCGCCUGCCGCCGGUUCUACAGGAGCUUCCUGGACGACGUCACGGAGCUGUACCAAUACUCGGUCCAGUGA